Dujonia railenensis is the source of this 1887-nucleotide messenger RNA. The record is from the annotation of a GenBank genome assembly. NCBI's taxonomy places the organism in Eukaryota, Fungi, Ascomycota, Pichiomycetes, Serinales, Debaryomycetaceae.
AUGCUUGGAACUGAUACUUAUCACAUUGUAAUCGAACUAAAGAAUAACAAUUCGGGUAUAGAAAAUAGCACAGACGGUUCAAACGAUUAUAGAACUUCGCAGAUAAAGGUAACUGAUUUAGUAGACCCAUCCAAGAUUAAUAAAAUGGUUCAGGAUCUGGAGCCAUUAAAGGCCAGUUACAUUGGCGAAGGUAUCAUAAGAUUGUAUAGGGAAUUCGAAUUGGUAGAGGAAUCGCCAGAGUUGAACUCUCACCUGCAAUUGAUAUCCGGAGAUGAUUCAAUGGUUUGCAUAGUAGCAGUUCCGACUUACUUCACUGCCACUGAUUUACUUGGAUUCAUUGGUAAGCUGAAUAUUGAGAGUAUUACUCAUAUCAGGAUUAUGAAGAGCGAAAAGCCUAAUAGAUUUCUUGUAUUGAUAAAGUUUGCAGAUGUUCUUAAGGCUGCCGAAUUCCAGCACUCGUUCAAUGGGAAAGCGUUCAACUCAAUGGAACCAGAAACAUGCCAUGCCUUGUUUGUACGAACUAUCAGCGUAGAUAACGGGAAUUACUCUGAGGAAGAAGAGGAUGAGGAUGAUGAUGAUGAUGAUGACCUAUAUGGUUUGAAGGAAGAUAAAUCUUCAGCAUUGAUUCCGUUUUUGUUGAAUGAUCCCUUUACUUCUACGGCAAGAGAAAAGCAGAAGAUACAAGACGAUAUUGAGUCGGAAAAAAUAGUUGAAUUGCCAACCUGUCCCGUGUGUCUUGAGCGUAUGGACUCUUCUGUUACAGGGUUAUUGACUAUUCCAUGCCAACAUACGUUCCAUUGCCAGUGUCUUUCAAAAUGGAAAGAUGACUCAUGUCCAAUUUGUCGUUACUCCAUAAACGUUUCAAAUCAAAAAAUACGGCGUAGUGUGAGAAGAUUACUGGAAUUUAGAAGAUCCUCUUCCAUUAGUAGUCAACCAGCUUUCACUGUUGUCCCCUCGGGUAGUAAUGCACCUGCCACUGGGAGUGGCAGCGGAGUCCCUAGCUCUGGCGACGAACAUUGUUCUCAAUGUCUGGUGACUGAAAACCUAUGGAUUUGUUUAGUUUGUGGUAAUUUGGGGUGUGAUAGAUACGCCCCUGAACAACAUUCCCUUAAGCAUUUUAUUGCUACGGGGCAUUGUUUCGCUAUGGAGCUAGAAACUUCCAGAGUAUGGGAUUACGUGGGUGACAAUUACGUCCAUAGACUUAUUGCAAAUGAAUCUGAUGGAAAAUUGGUGGAAUUACCUGAGAAGACAAAUACGAACUAUUCUUCGAGUAGUGGUACUAAUAAUAAUAGCUUAGGUGGUAUAUUUGAGGGAUUUGGCAGCAGUACGAAUGGUCCUCUGAAUAUAUUGAAUCCGAAAAUAUCUCACUAUAAUGAUAAUAAAGAAAACCACAGUGGAGACGGAAAUUUUGACAAAGUGGAUGAGGUUGGCUUUGAAUAUUCUCAACUACUUAUCAGUCAACUUGCUAGUCAAAGAGAAUACUACGAAGAUCUAUUGAAAAAUGGUGCUCCAACUUACCUGAAGAUACCACUUUUGGAGACAAAAUUUGAAGAACUUAGUGACAAAUUCAAUACACUUACAACAACAGUAAUACCAAAGCUCGAAGCUAAAGUUAAGCUUAAAGACGAAAAAAUUGCCAAACUUUCGAGAGAGGUCAUUGAUUCAAAAUCACUCAAUGAGGGUCUUUCUGCUAAAGUUGACUUUUUAACUGAGUCAAGCCAAACUUUAAAGACCGAAAACGAAGAUCUCACUGAACAGGUCAAAGAUUUGAUGUUCUUUUUGGAAACUCAAGAAAAGUUUAAAGAUAAACCCGAUGAAGAAAAGGAAGGUCAAGUGAUUAUGCAUAAACCCUCAAGUAGCUCCAAAUCUAGGCGCAAAAAGAAAUAA